AUGCCCGACCUGGCGUCUCAGCAGCACCUGGCGGAGGCAUCGAGAAGGGCCAUGUCCAUCGACUACUGCCGGGAGCAAGGGGGCAACGCGCUGACGCGCUGGAUGCGCGGCACCCCCAUCGACGUGAACUACGACUUUCGCCGCUGGCGGAAGCAUCAGGUUGCUUCAAGGCACCUGCAACUGUGGUCUCUCCGCAAUAUUUUCAGGUGGGACCUGCUGCGGCGCCUGCUGUUCCCCGACUUGGCGUGGCUGGGCCUCGGCAGCGGCCUCCUCUGUCUGUACAACGUGCAUUUGGCUGCCUGCGGCCUGGGGUUGAUGUCUCUGCCGCUGGUUACAGUGACGAUGCCUUCCUUUGCGUUGGGCCUUUUGAUCACCUUCAAGACCCAGAGCGGGUAUGAUCGCUUUAUCGAGGGCCGCAGACUAUGGGAGCACCUGCUGCGUGAGUCCCGGGCCUUGGGCAGCCGCCUGCUGCUGCGGGUGCCGGGGGCCAGCGGCACGGCGUGCACCCCGGUCUUCAACGCGCAGCAGCGCGCCCUGAAGCUUCUGACCAGCUUCGCGGUAGCGCUGAAGUACCACCUCACGGAGGACGGCUGCAACCCCCACAUCAAGCUGGGUGCGAAAGUUUUGGAGGAGGAUGUGCGGAAGGCCACCACCAGGGCCUUCAAGGCUGAGCUGGGCGGGAUCUGGAGCCUCGAGUGCGCGGAAGAGCGCGCCAUCGUGGACCGUAUCCUGUCGAGCACUGCGGCCAAUCGGCCGCUGCAGAUUCUGCAUGAGCUGGAGCACUUGAACAGCAGUGUCUUCUCGGUGGCCCAGCUCGGGGGCCUGGAGCCCCCGGCGGCCAACGAGGUGGACCGCUCCCUGACGGCCCUCCACAACGUGCUGGGUGCCUGCGAGAAGAUCUUGCGGACGCCCAUCUACACGCCGUACAGCCGCUUCACCAGCCGCUUCCUCUUCGUGUGGUGCAACGCGCUGCCGCUGGGCUUGUUCCCAAUCCUGGGUCCUGAGCUUACGGUGCCCACGACUCUGGUGAUCUCCUUCUUCAUGCUGGGUAUCGAAGACAUCGGCUCUCGCGUGGAGCAGCCCUUCGAUGUGCUUCCGCUCUGGCAGUAUUGUGAGGACGUCGAUGCCUCUUGCAAGCAGCUGUUGGACCACAGCAAGGCGUUAGGCCGCUUCCCUGGCCAUGUGGAGACACCGGAAAACGAGCUUUUACGGCAGCAGCUAGGCCCCUUUGUGAGCAGCAUUUCGGUGUGA
Effrenium voratum is the source of this 1251-nucleotide messenger RNA. NCBI's taxonomy places the organism in Eukaryota, Dinophyceae, Suessiales, Symbiodiniaceae. The record is from the annotation of a GenBank genome assembly.